Messenger RNA from Limanda limanda (common dab), 6046 nucleotides. Its product is annotated as E3 ubiquitin-protein ligase RNF43. Lineage: Eukaryota; Metazoa; Chordata; Actinopteri; Pleuronectiformes; Pleuronectidae. Gene Ontology annotation, molecular function: frizzled binding; ubiquitin protein ligase activity. Bases 1266 to 3743 code for a protein of 825 amino acids. The record is from RefSeq and is a predicted model, not a curated record. The transcript is spliced from 9 exons. Gene Ontology annotation, biological process: Wnt receptor catabolic process; ubiquitin-dependent protein catabolic process.
UGAGCAGGUAGAGGCCGUCAAUGGGCUCCCGAGAGAGAGGGAGAGAGAAGAGAGAGAGAGAUUACUGCACACUGCGUCUCUCCACUUGAUCAACUUGGGAAUCACGAGGAGUUUGGAGAACUUCCACUUCACUGUUUCCUCCAGAGUUUCUUCUCCGUUCUCGCUGAAGAUUGUUUUGACAAGCGACUCAUUUUCUGUCCUCUGGAGGAUCGGAUCCAAUUCUCUCUCUCAGCGCAGCGGAGCCGCUGAACUCGGGAAUGUCCUUUUUUUCCUCCUCCUCCCGUGUUCUCUUUGUUUUUGGCAGUGAGCAGGUUAAAAUGGAGAGUGGAUGGCUCUGAUUCAGGGGUCAGCGUAGUUACUAAGAUAUAAAUCAAGUGAGUCCACUGUCCAUCUGCUACUACGAUGUACUGACUGCGAGGGGUUUUAUUCUUCUAGUUCUCCAUGGUUGUAAAAGUUGAAUCGGACCCUCUGUCUCUCCAUUGUGGGUCAACACGCCUCACGAGUUUCCGGCGGCAACCUGUAACCAAGCCUUUGAAGUUCAAGCCUCUCUCGUUUUCUCUGGAUUUAUCUAGAAAAUGUGGCGCCGCCGGGACGAGCUGCCUUCUGACGCCGUUUGUCAACUCGUGUCCGGUCCGCAAACGUGACCGCGCGGAACAGCGGCCGGUGCGCACUGUUUUUUUUUAAUAACGCUCAAUAACACGCAGCAGUCGGGACACGGGUGAAGAUCGACGCAUCGCUGUUUGCCGGGACCUGCCCUCCUCCUCCUCCUGCGUAAAGGAUACUUGUUGAAGCGUGAGGCCAACGCGUUCCACAUGAGGACAUUCGUUGUGCGUCUGCUGGAAACCAGUGCAAACCUCAAGCUCCUAACCCAACACGACGCGUCUUCACGGUGCAUGUGUGCGUGCACUGCUCCGUCACCCACAUUAAUGACACUGGAUAAAAGUUCGCUGUUAAAUCAGGGAACGGAUCCGUGUAGCGGGGACGAUGCGGCCGGCUCCAUGUGGGCACUGAGCGACGCGCACUUCUGCACCCUGUACAGUUUGAAUAUUAACUCUGGUGCUGAAUGGGAGUUUGAGUUAUGACUUUGAGUUAUGCUGGCAGUCCUCCAGCUGUAAACGCUUGGAUCGCAUCUACUUCGCAGUAGUCGCCGAGGCAGAAAAGAAGAAGUGGGACGUGUGUACAUAUUUGUCUUGUUUUGAUCCGCGGUGCUUGCCUGCUUUGAAGUCCACCAUGUGCGGCCGGGCACCGCCGCUGCAGCCGAGGCCAUGACCGUCCCCCAGCGGCGCCUGGCCGGGCUCUGGCCGUGGCUGCUCAUGGCGGCCCUGCAGGUGGUGCUGGGCCAGCCGGGCCUGGAGUCCGAGCGGCCGGCCCUCCGAGCGGUCAUCAAGGUGACACUGCUGAAGAACGAGCCGACGGGGAAGCCCAUCACCCUGGAGGGGGUGUUCGUGGGAGGAAGUGCCGGCUACGCGGAUGGGAAACUAAUGCAGUAUCACCCUUUGUCAUUGUGCAACACAAGCGAGGAUGAACGGCAAGAAGGUGACUUCAUCACCAUUGUCAAGCUGGAGCACAGGGUACCCCGCUGCCUGCCGCUGCUCGAUAAGGCUCGCAUGGCGCUGGACAAAGGAGCUCAAGCUGUUAUCUUUGACGUCAGUGAUGAUGCCAAUGCUGCUGCUGAGCUACGAGAAUCAGACGCCCUUCCGCGACCAGUCGUGCUGGUGGAGGCCGAGGAUGCGGAGGAGCUAAUGAGUUUGGUCAACAAGAAUGAGGAGGCCAAAGUUCGCAUUGAGAUCAAGUUGGAACAGUCUCGAUGGCCCCAUUAUGACAUGGGUAUCCUGCUCACCAUCAUCCUGGCUAUUCUCACCAUCGUCUUAAUCUUUGCCUUCCGUUACAAGUGCAAGUCCAACAGGACCUGGGACUCUGUCCACCAGCAGACCAUGCGGGCCAUCAAUCGCCUGGAGACCAAAACCUACAGCUCUCAGGGCUGCUCGGGCUCGCAGCGGCACCGGGCGGCCUGGGGCUCAGCCAGCAGCUCCAACUCCAGCCCCGUCUGCGCUAUCUGUCUGGAGGAGUUCCAGGACGGGCAGCACUUGAGGAUCAUCUCCUGCGCUCAUGAGUUCCAUAAAGACUGUGUCGACCCCUGGCUGGUGCAGCACCGCACCUGUCCCCUCUGCAUGCACAACAUCAUGGGUGAGGACAAGCAUAUUUACAGGACAGAGCGGCAGCCCCAGAGGAGUCGACUCCAGCAGAGUCCAGAGCAGAGUCAAGGCUUCCUCCACCCUCAGACCUACAACAACCCACACAACCACCCUUACCCUCAACAUGCCAUCCCCUUCUCUAUGAGGCCCCACUAUCCUCGAGGACCCUCUGGACCAUAUCCCUCUCUGGGCCACUACAGUGGCUCUUCUCCCAUGGACACGCAAACUCUGCGUUUCCUCACCAGCAGGCCACUUGGCUCUGGCUGUGGGUACCGCCUUCCUGUAGAGGGUCCCGGAAGGCCCCACAGGAUUGGAGGUAACUGCAGGAUGUCCACUCACCACUACACGCCUCGUCGCUCCUGCCCCAACUAUCGUUCGUCCUGUCCGACCCAGCGCAGUGCAUCCUGCUCAAGACUGCAUCACGCUGCCUCUGGCACGCCUCAGACCCGUGGAGCACCUGCCCACGGUCGGCAGGACGAGGGCAGCUGCUCAGGUGGUAGCUACCACACAGAACGCAGUGGAUAUUUGGCUGACGGGCCAGCAAGUGACUCCAGCUCAGGGCCCUGCCAUGGCUCCUCCAGCGACUCAGUUCUUAACUGUACUGACGUGUCCCUGCAAGGAGUUUAUGGCAGCUGGUCCACCUUCCGUAGCUCUCUGAGUAGUGACUACGAUCCAUUUGUAUAUUAUGGGCCAGGUGCUGGGCGGGGCCCUCGGAGAAACAGCCUAGAGGCUGGUGCGCAAGCCCGGCCCAGGUCUCUGGAUUCUGUGGUGAACAAAGCGGGCUGCCCUGAAGAACAGCCACAGACUGUGUUCAGCCACAUCCACUACCACCGCCACAGACACCACCACUAUGAGGAGGGGGAGCACGGCCAGGGCCCGAGCAGAGGCUCGGACGAGGAGCAGGGGGCGUCUGCUGCUGCAGCGCCUGCUGCUCUUGUCCUGGACAAAGACUCACCUGUGUGCCCUCCUAAGCACAGUCCCUGCCAGUGCCCAAAGCCAGACCCCACAGAUCGGCCUUGCCCAGGACAGGGAGAGCGUCAUGACCAUGACCGCAGCAGUCCCUCAGGACCUGCUGUCCUGAUGUCCCCAAUCCCCUUACAGCUCCAACCCCACUGCUGCCACCAGGGACAUGGACACCCCCCUGCUCCUCUUGGGCGAGUUGGUGGCUGUGUGCUUGAUGGCCCCUCUGUUCGCUUCCACCAGAGCCUGGAUCUGCCGGAUGACCGUAGCAUCCACAUUCACUACGGCCAGGGCCCAGGCUUCUGCUGCUCUCCCCCUGAGCUGCACCCAGCUUUGCUCCCUGUGCCCCUCAUUCUGGACUCCGGAGGGAUGGAGGAGUGGCCUUGCUGUGCCGGGCCCCAUGUUGUGUGGCAAAAACGGGUGCAGCAGGCUUGCUCAGAGCCUCAGCUACUGGGGCCUGGGACUUCUAUGGACAGGCCACCCUGCAUGCUCCACCACGGGCCUGCUGCUGACUGCAACACAGACAUUUGUUUAUACUGCCAAACAUUACACCACAAUCAGGGAUCAGAAGAGGAGUCUGGUGUUUGACAAACUUGUUGCAUCCCCAUUAUCACGCUGCUACACAGGAGCCAGAAUGGACAAGCCUCUCAUUGGCCAAUCGCUCUCAUGUCUUCCACAUGAUUCCGCCGCAAUGCCUUUUCUUUCAGAUGACGCCCCGAUGCUUGCCCGCCAGGAUUCAACGCUCGCACGCCGAAAUGUGCUUUUAGCUGACUUAGUUGGGUUAUCAUUAAAAGUGAAAUUAUUGGGAUUAGAUUUUGCUUACGAUGUUUUAUAUCAGAAUACAGUGAAUGAUUUAAAUGUGUAGAGAGAGGGAGUCACUAGGGAAACAGCUCAUGCACCACAAAGGGGAAAUAAUGUUUUUUUUUCUUUGUUUUUCUGUGUUUCUUUUCAUCAGUUAUAGGAACAAUAGUCAUUUCUGACAUGAAAUCACAAGUUCCAUGCUCCUUAGUGUCAUCUAACGAAUGAUCCUUGCUUUGGGUGUGGAGCCCUCAUGAAGUGAGACUCCACCUCUGCAUCACUCACUCUAUUACAAACUGAUUUAUCUUUGAGGUACUAACUUUCACUUCUUCCUCUUCUUCCUUCGCUGAGUCCAGUCUCAGCUGAGAGAAGCUCUUCUCUCCAGCCUACCUCAGCACAGAUUCCUAAACACACCUCACACAGGGGGUCUUUUAAGGUACUGCUGUAGUGACUUUUCCUUUUUUUUUCCUCACAACCAAGUAGCUCCCGUAAACCCAACUCAAAGGUAUCCUCUUGUCCAAAUGGAGAGAAAGGUUGAUGCUCAGCCCCUCAAACAAUGAGCAUUCACUGAGGUUGCUGAACCAUGCAUGGGCCUUGUUUUCAUUAUUUCAAUAAUGGCAGCUGUUUUUAACAUUUUUUUUUUCUUUUUUUGUAGCCUGUAAUAAUUUUUUCACCUUUCAAAAUGAACCUGUUUGACUGAAUUAUGUUGUUGUCCUUACAAGCUAUUGUUUCAUUUGCAUAAUUUCUGUUGGUUUCAUCACAUGUGUGACUUCUGUGCUGUUACCCCCCCACCCCAUCAGAAGGACAACAUCAUGUCCGCUGCUCAAUACAUCACAAUGCCCCCCCGCUGUCUUCCAGCAAGUAAAGCUCUAGAAAAAUGUUCUAAAUUGCAACCAUAGAAAACACACAGUGAUUAUAUAAUAAUAAUACUAUAUGGAGUGAAGCCAUGCCAAGUGGUCCUUACAGUCCUGGGCAUCAGCUGAGUCUGUCUGCAUUAGCAACAGUCUAAUGAGAGCUUGCUGUGCCUAACCCAUGAUUUCAAACUUUAAUGAGUCGAGUCUGAGAACAUGUCUCAGGAACAAACACUGGAAAGAUGGGAAGAAUUAAUGUUAGUCACAGAAAUGAUUUCCAGAAUGGUGAAAAAUCCUUUGUCGAGGUAAAUGUGCAUUUCCAGUCACUUUCAGCGCUUAAAGGAAGAUUACAAGAAAUCGUAUGCAGUGUUGAGUAAAGAUUGUUUUACAUUCUGAUAAAUAGUUUUUAAAAUGUUAGAAAGCCAUAAAUGACAGAAUCUAUGUUUAGAUCUUUACCAAGUCGCCCUUCUGUUCCCAUUUAGCCUCUGGCAGACUGACAGAAUACAAAACGUUGCUCAUGCUCCAAGAAAAUGACUCUGUACAUUUAAAUUAUGCAGAUAAAAGUCAGCCAUCAUCAUGCCAUCAAACAUGGCUCUCUUACAUUUGGCUUCACCACAGACGUUUUAAUGCACGCACGUACUCAACUAAAUAAUCUGAGAUCAGAGUAACUGGGAUCUCAGUUUUAUCGUGGACUUUCCCUGAAAGGCUCAGUGAAAAUGUGAAAGGAUUUUCCUUUGCAGCCAGACUGCAGAUAGAGUUUAGCUCAGCACAAACAGCACACUAAGAACGCAUGGGUUUUGCAAUGUAACCAGUAGCACUUACUAAAGUCUUCCAUGUGCCUUAUUCUUUGAAAACUGUUCGUAAUCCUGAAUCGGGAAACUCCCAACACGCUAAGCUCUUACCUGUCUAACCAAAGACGCAAAAUCUUCAACACAGUGGCCUUGUAACACAGUAUGCAGGUGAUGUGCCUUUUUUCCUGCUUCAUUCCCAUCCUGAAAUCUUAGAAUUAAAUGCACUUUCACUGAGACGAGGGACAUGCUAAAUUGGAAGUGGAAAUCCUUUUUGGACAAUCACACAGAACUUAACGUAUCCAUUUCUUUAAAAAUAAUACCUCACUCUGAAUGAAUCAACUCAGCGUCCUCUAGCAAAAGUAUCCCAGUUUCAUUGUUAUGCCCAAACAGUCUCUGAGAUGGAAAUGACUGAAUCACAAGCAGCACUUUGGUUAUAGCAAAUUUUAUAUUG